UGUCAUUUGUCAUUUGUCUCUUGUCUUAUUUGCGAUUUUAAUUUAAUAAACUAUGAAGAUAUAAACAAUUUGAAAUUAUUGGAUAUUAGAUUUGAAACUGUAUGUUCUAACCAGUUCUAACUCUUCAUUUAAUUAUUUGAAUCGAGCAUAUUCAGAAUAUGGGACGAAAAUGUAGUGUUGAGAAUUGUACAUCCGAUUCAACUCGUCCUGAACAUAUUGGAGUAACGUUUCACAAGGUUCCUCAUCACCCAGAUGUCCGACCUAAGUGGAUUUCCCUUUGUCGAAUACCAGACGAUAAAGCAAAUGCUAAAGUUUUGUAUGUAUGUUCUAGACAUUUUUUAAGAGCUGAUUUUUGUAGUUUCAAAGGAAAAAAAUAUAUGUUAAGACAAGGUGUUUUACCAAGUGUUUUUCCAUGGGAUAAGUCAAAACUUGAGGCUAUAAUAGCUGAGGUAACUACAAAAAAAGAUACAGAUGUCUGUAAGAAAAAAAUAAAACCAAAGAAUCAGCAAAUUGAUGCAGAGCAAAGCCUUCAGAAAAUUAAUAUUACAGAAGCAAAGGUUAACACUGGAAUUAAAAAUGAACAAAAAAAUGAUCAAAGUGAUCCUGAAAACGCAGAUAUUAAAAUAGAGGAAAAAGAUCACUCUGAAAUAAGAAUUAAUGAAGAAACUGAUGCAUUUGAUCAACAUCAACGUGCACAAGUAUCUUCUACAGCAAAUAAUCCUAUUAAUUUUGCUAUUAGUUCUAAAAUUGAGGUAUUAGAUACCAAUAAUAUUUGGUAUACUGCUAAGAUAAAUGAAGUGGAUUAUGAGGAGAAUGAAAUUCUAAUUCAUUUUGAGAAAUUUUCUAAUAAAUAUGAUGAAUGGAUAUCAAUGAGUAGUCCAAGAUUAAGACCAUUACAAUGCAACUUAAUUGAUUCCUAUCAAGUUGGUGAAGCUUGUAUGGCCAUAUGGAAUGAUUCACAAAAGAGUUCAGCUGUUAUAACAAAGAAAAUUGAUAAUAAUACCUAUGAAGUAUUAUUUGAUGACGGGCUAGUAAAAACUGUAAAAACUCAAGAAAUGUUAAAAAUUGGCAAGACUAAACCAGCUCAAGCUUCACCUUUGUUUGAGCCUGUUAAAAGUACAAAACAGGAACGCCGUGACAAGAAAAGGAAACUCAAUGUCGCCGCUCUUUUUGGUAAAAGAAGUCGCAUACAGCAUACUGAGGAGAAGACUAAGUCACUUGCAGCCACACUUAUACCAAAGGCUGAAGAAUUAACUGAUUCUCCUUCAAUGUCCCCCAAUGCAAAUUCAACUUUAACAUCUUCUGAUGAAUUAUACCGUUGGCGCCCUACUUUUGAAAAUGGAAAACCCGUUGGAAUUGAAUCAUCGUUAGAAUGUAAUGAUAACGUUCGAAAAUCAUAUAUUGUACCAGACCCAAGGGUACCUGAAGGUUGGCAGAAACAUUUGGCACAACGAACCUAUGGAAACUCUGCUGGAAAAUGGGAUACUUUCUUUGUUGGCCCCGAUGGCAAAAAAUUGAGAACUAAGACUGAAAUAAAAACUUAUUUGGAACAAAAUCCUUCAUUGGAAGUUAAUAUGGAAAUGUUUGAUUUUACCAUUUAUCGAAACAGUUACAAAAGACUAAAAAAGCCUAAUAAACCAAAAUUAAAUAUAUUACCUGAAACUCAAGUUGAUUCUGUAGAAGAGGAAGUAAAGGAAGAACCAAAUACUGAAGAAGAAGAAAAUACAGAUCCUCCAAUUACUCUUAAAAUAAUUUUCAAUAAUGAUAGUUAUGAGUGUCCUAUUGAGGGUUGUGGGAAGAAUUUCAGAAGAGAAAACUUGGCUUUAAUGCAUGUCAAACACUACCAUUCGGAAUAUACGAAAUAUUUAGAUUCAACACCAAAUGUGGCUGAUUUGGCUUAUGCUCGUACAGUUGGAGAGAAUCUUGAUAAAUCACCGGGUUCAGGUAAACCAAGCACACCAAAGCAACCUAUAGAAAAAUUACCAGUUAAGUUACCAAAAACGCCAGUGACGGAAACGAAAGGUAUAUGUGGUACUUCUCCUAGUACUGAAGCGAGGUAUAAAGAUUCUGAAAUUAUCAAGCUGUUGAAUCAAAAGUCUACUGAAGUCGAAAAAGAUAUUCAGCCUUUAUCUUCAGAUUUGGAUUCCAAAGUAUAUCCAGAUGGAAAGUUGCUUUCAUUAUUAACUAAAAGUUCGGAUACUCCAAUGAAAGAUGAUACCAAUCUAAAACAAUUAGUAACUUCAAGACCAGUCCACGGAAUAAAAACACUUUUACCCGUCAGACCAGCUUCUUCCGAAAAUGGCGAAGAAAAAAUUAAUGCCAAACGCAAAAAAGUCAUUCUUAAUAGUUCAGAAGGAUUUAAAGGUAGAUCUCAGCAGGCUGCAAGUUCGACAAAAUCCGAUAACAACCAAUCUACUCACCUACCAUUACCACAAACAUCACAUUCUCAAAGUCAGGUUACUUCAGUUUCACAAUCAAAUCCACAAUCACCACUCUCCGACGUGUCUGGGCCUUUUUCUUCAAUUCCUUCCGCCUUCGAUUUAGCGCCACCUGUCGGGCUUAAUACAAUGCAGUCUUUUCCAUCGAUUGCCCAGUUCGAUGGCGUUAUCAUCGAAGGUGGUAAAAUUAUCAAAUUAGAGCGAAUGAAACAAGAAGAGAUUAUCAAUUGUACCUGUGGAUUUACGGAAGAGGAUGGUUUAAUGAUACAGUGCGAGUUAUGUCUUUGUUGGCAACAUGCAUACUGCAAUAAUAUACAGAAGGAGAGCGAGGUACCCGAAAAAUAUAUAUGUUACAUUUGUCAACAUCCACAAGCGGAGAGACAGUCUAUGAAAUACUUACAUGACCAAGAUUGGCUGAAACAGGGAAUUCUACCGGUAGCCUCGUAUCAUGCAAGGGACGAUCAGGAGUUAAGGAAGAAGUUUGAUAAGUUAAAGAAAUGUUAUGAUCUAUCAGGAGGAUUAUUAGAACUUCAAGAGUAUUUACAUACCUUGGCGUAUAAACUAAAAAUUGCAGAAGCUAAAAAUCACCCCAAGCUGUACCUAUGGUCUAAGCCCUGGGAAAAAUCUAAACUACCAGAAAAAUCUGAAAUAAAAGAAGAGAAAUGCACUGACGCAACACUUAAAGUAGAAAAUAGUGAUCAUCAGUAUAUCAAAAAUGAAAUGGAUACCGAAAAACCACCGUCGAACGAUUCCAUGCUUAUGAUGAUGAUCAAGGAAGAUAAAGAAGAUAUUCCAAUGCUUAAUGUCAACCAUAACAUGGCAACGAUUAUUCCUCGUUCCGAAGCCGCGAUAGAUUCGGAUGAUUGCAGAUUAAAUUUGUUAGAUCAUAUCUCCCAUGCAGAAACUUUGAUAGAAGAGAGAUUGGACGAAUUUGAGAAACAAUUUUCGGAAUUAGAAGAGGGAGUGAGUUUAGAGUUGGAAGCUGACUAUCCAAAAACAAGGCAGACUUUGCAAUUGUUAAUAAGAGAUCUGAAUACUUUAAAAAAGUUCAGUGAGUUGCCAAUGAUUUAGCCUCGGAUUUAGCUGUAGUUUUAAUUUAAUUUUGUGAUGUUAUUGUAACAUUUUAGUUGGAGUUAAUAAAUCGUUUCAUAUGAG
Molecule: messenger RNA, 3593 nt
Organism: Sitophilus oryzae (rice weevil)
Lineage: Eukaryota; Metazoa; Arthropoda; Insecta; Coleoptera; Curculionidae
Gene: MBD-R2
Product: PHD finger protein 20
Exons: 10
Coding region: 159-3509 (1116 amino acids)
Biological process (GO): regulation of transcription by RNA polymerase II
Cellular component (GO): NSL complex
Molecular function (GO): DNA binding
Source: RefSeq, a predicted model, not a curated record